AUGAAAGUCACACUGCACCUCAAGAACGAAAUCACGAUGACCCCUCUGGCCCUAAACACCGGGUGGAAGGUGUUGACGAUAACGAAAACCAACGAGUUUGUCGGCGACGCAGUGGGGUCCGGAGCGAGCGCCUACGUCUCGGUCGAGAUGCCCGAGGGAUGGCAGCGGUUCGAGGGCCAGAUCUACUUCACCGGCACGUUGUUUGGCAAGGCUGGCGGAUUCGUCAUUGCCUCGUACCGCGGUCGCAUGGCCGACAAAGUCACCGCAGAGUGGGAGAUCGUGCCGGGAUCUGGCACGAACGAACUCGCUGGUAUUCGCGGGAACGGGCCAUACCUCGCCUUCCCGCCCUAUGCCGAGGGCAAGUGCGAGAUGGACGUCGAGUUUGAGUAG
This is a messenger RNA of Cutaneotrichosporon cavernicola, 390 nucleotides long. RefSeq lists its product as uncharacterized. The record is from RefSeq and is a predicted model, not a curated record. NCBI's taxonomy places the organism in Eukaryota, Fungi, Basidiomycota, Tremellomycetes, Trichosporonales, Trichosporonaceae. The coding region runs from base 1 to 390 and encodes 129 amino acids. The transcript is spliced from 4 exons.